CCUCAUUACGUAGCUGCUUCAAAACGACAGGGCUCUCUUCCCAGCUCACAAGUCUCAGAUAUGGCCUGCCCGAUAGGCACUGAUGCCUCCAUCAUUUUUUCAACGGCCAGGUUCCCGGCACAUAACGGCAACCUUUCGUGGGAGCUAUGUAUUGAAGGCUUUGAAGCUCACAGGAUUGGCGAGUGAAUCGUUAUCUGGCGGAUCAAUGCGUGUCAGCCGGAAGCCUGCAGGAGGUCAAUACUACAGUAGCACAGUCCAACGGAAACUCCUCAUUGACCGACUCAUGGGGCCGUUCAAACCCAGCCGAUUCGCCAAUUGCUCUCAUACUUGCGGUGACUCUCGAUGCGACUCUUCGGUAGAGGCGGCGUUGGGGCUACGGGUUAAAAGACAGGUGAGUAUUGCUUCUGAUGAGGAUAUUAUUCUCCCUCGACCUCUGGAACCAAGGCCUCAAGCGGUCGCAUCAUGCAUGUACAUUGUACAACAGUGGAGUACAUGGUCCCUUCCUCUCGGACUCUCACCACACCUCGCAAUCAUGCUACAGUACUGUAUGUAGCGAGAUGCUCAAUGAAUCGGUUCACCGACACCACCUCAGACUGCCGCGAAGAUGCCUGCCCUGCUGGGCUGCCAAGACUCUUGCUGUAAUUACUGUAAACCAUGUCAAGUUUCCGGGUCGUGCUCUGUACAGUACGUGUAUUUAGAUUUGUAAGUAC
Messenger RNA from Canariomyces notabilis, 710 nucleotides. RefSeq lists its product as uncharacterized. The coding region runs from base 83 to 553 and encodes 156 amino acids. The transcript has a single exon. The record is from RefSeq and is a predicted model, not a curated record. Lineage: Eukaryota; Fungi; Ascomycota; Sordariomycetes; Sordariales; Chaetomiaceae.